Penicillium atrosanguineum is the source of this 3558-nucleotide messenger RNA. RefSeq lists its product as uncharacterized. Bases 1 to 3558 code for a protein of 1185 amino acids. The transcript has 4 exons. The record is from RefSeq and is a predicted model, not a curated record. Lineage: Eukaryota; Fungi; Ascomycota; Eurotiomycetes; Eurotiales; Aspergillaceae.
AUGGGUGGCUCGCGUGUUCGCUCGUUUAUAUCAACCUUCGGAGGUUCUAAGAACAAUGACUCUAAGAGAGAAAGCAAAAGAUUGUCGAGGAACGUGAACCCGUCGGAAAUACCGCCCCGCUGGCAUACACCUUCCCCCGAAACACCCUCGCCUCCCUCUGAACUGUCUCCCGUCAACGGUGCAAGCCCGAGAAAUGACGGCAUGGGCUCGCGACCUCCUUCAGUGAUCUUCUCGCGCAAUCCGCCUCUGAUGGAACACACCGUGGACACCCCACCGGAGCUUUCGCCAAUCUUCUCCUUUCUCAACAUUCAUACCAACAAGGUCUACCAAGAAGGCUAUUUUUUGAAGCUAAAUGACCAGGAUGCAUACGGGCGGCAAACUGCCGAUCGCCAGUGGACGGAAUGCUAUGCCCAACUGGUUGGAACGGUCCUCUCUCUCUGGGAAGCGGCUGCGCUGGACGCAGCAAACGGAGGAGAGCCUCCCGCGACGUUCAUCAACCUGGCUGAUGCGUCGAUCAAGAUGAUCGAAACAUUACCAAUUCGCAACGGAGCAGUCGCACCUCUAAAGAAUGUCCUCAGUCUUUCUUCUGCCGGCAAGAAUAGAUAUUUGUUACAUUUCAGCUCAUUCCAUUCAAUGACUCAGUGGACGGCUGCAAUCCGCCUCGCCAUGUACGAGCACACAUCUUUAUAUGAAGCUUACACCGGCUCUCUUAUCGCUGCCAGAGGCAAAACCCUUCCGGGAAUACAGUCAAUUUUGGUUCCCACCAAGUUCAAGCAUGAGGAUUGGGCACGCGUGCGAUUUGGCGCGGGAACUCCCUGGAGAAGAUGCUGGUUUGUGAUUAAUCCGCCAAAUGAGAAAGAUGUCCAGAAAGCCCGAAAGGCAAUGAAGAAGUCUGCUUACGACCGUUUGUCAAUGCCGGUCCUUGGAAAUAUCCAAUUCUUCGAAACCAAGAAGACCAAGAAGGUGCAACCGAUCGCCACCAUCACCAAUGUGUACUCGGCGUACGCGAUUUACCCGCAAUCCAAAGCACUCAUUGAUAAAUCGACACUGGUGAAGCUGGAGGGCCAGAUACAUAUGCACAAGCAACCUCAGUCUUCUGCAGAUGGCUUGGUUUUUGUCAUGCCUGAGCUGCAUGCCGCGGUUUCUGGUUUCGAGACCAUGCUUCGGUUCUUAUUCCCAAUAUUCGAUACCUUCAACCUUUAUGGUCGUCCGACCCGCCUUGUCGCCGACAUAAACCACAUUAAAAGCAUCAUGUUUGCUUUCCCCAAGCAGCGUCGAUAUGGUUAUUUGGAUGUUUUAGAUAUAACCAACCUUCUCCAGAUUGCUGGAAGUCAGGAAUGGAGUGAGGCAGAAUGGAGGAAGCAGUUGAAGGAGGCGACACAGAAGCGUAUAUCCACAGGCCGAAGUCGAACAAGCAGUAUCAACAGCAGCAGACCGCGCUACCGCUCGAGCAUCUCCGUCCGCAACGGUGACGGACCGAUCAACCCUAUGCGUCAACCCUUCUCUCUUCCUGAAGGCAAGCCAGAGUUCAAUCGUUCUGCAGAAGCUGUCAUUCACGAGGUUCCAAGAACUGAGCCCCCGGUUUACCACUCUCGUGGAAUGUCAGACAUCACGGGCAUGCAGACAGGGCCUAGACCUGGCCAGGGCUCAAAUGAAAACUCACCUCUCUCGUCUGUCCAGGAUCUAGUGCAACGUGAGAGAGCACAGGGUAUUGUAGCGCCCAUUACUGAGCGCACUAGCUCCGAGAGUGAUCGAACCCCUGCCGAACCUGUCCAACCUGUCCUGAAUGGAGAACAAUUCCCGCCUCGUACGCCUCCAUCUCCAGUUGCCAGUCCACCGUCGUUUGUACAUGGACCUCGGUCGAUGCCUGACAAUCGACCCGAAAUGACAUUGGAGCAGAGAAGGGCCAAUAACAGAAUGUCCCAUGCUACCCUAACACAGCUAACGUCUGUUGGCACAAUGAGUACGGCUGGUAUUUCAGGCGCUUUGCGUAACCAGCAAUCCAGUUCCAGCCUCGAUCGACGGUCACAAGGCCCUUAUCUAAACAAUGGUCUAUCUCCAGCGCAGGUCGCAUACAUGAACCCGGCCCUCAUGCAUUCUUCGAGUGAUGAAGAUAUUGGUAUUGCGAUUCCUGUGCGGCCCCCGCAGACCGCAGACCAACGUCCAGCAACUCCCAGUACCGGCGGCACUCCAUCACCCCAGCGACGCGUGAAUGUCGAAGUUUCCAAGGCUGUCAAGCGCAAGCCUCUUCCUCAAAGACAGAUAUUUGGGCAGGAACCCCUCUCUCCCGACGGAGAGCCGAGCUUUGACGAUCUUCGACAUACUCUAGACGAAGAUGCGUUGAACCGAAUCGCCCCUCACCUCCCGUCCCCUGUGUCUCCUCGCCAACAACGAAUUGAGGAUGAGAGCGUCUACGACGAUGCUUCGACUGUUUCUCCGGACUAUGCGAGUACGCACGAAUCUAUUUACAGCAAGAAGUCUCAGAAGUCCGUUACCAGGCCCAGAAUGGGUGUCAUGAAGACUGUGGGGAUACCGGCCAAGCAGGAUCUUGUUAUUGGUGACGCUCAUUAUUCAACGGAAAGGCCUCCGGAGGCCAACUCAGAAAUUCCUACAGUUGAUUUCGGCCCUACAUUGACCUACAUGCCUACCACCGGACGCCCGAGUACAGGGGACACUUUGCGCAAGGCCUCAACUCCUCGGAACGACCUGGAUGCUGCAGAGCGCUACAGGCUGUCGGUCCCGACAAGCCAAGUGGACCGGGGAAAUCAGCGGUCUCCAAGCCAGGAAGAAUAUCGACGGAGCGUCUUGUGGCAGCCUGGAAUGGCCACCAAUCGCCCUGUUACUCCUGCCGGAGGCCUCACCCCGGAACAGUAUGUCCAGCAGCGAGCAGCACCUAGUCCCCCGAUGCAUAUGCAUCACCGUUCCCCAUCUAACAACACUCCGCCACAGCCCAGGCCAGUAUCUGGUGACUGGGCCAACCAGAUCCGGUCCAAUUCUCGCAUGACUGCUCACCCGGAUCCCAACUACCGUCCUUCCUCGCGCGGAACAGGAAUGGUGUUGAACAAUUACAGCGAUUUUUCCAACAACCUUUCCGCCCGUGAGCAGGAGCAUGUUGCCCGCGUAACUGGUUCUUCAUUCUUCAACUUAAGCCACGCCAACAAAACUCCUCAGCCGCAAGUUCAAGGCGGGGGCUUGGUUUCGACAAUCGAUGCCCGUGAACGUGAGAAGCGUGAGAUGAGGGAGGGGAUGUCGAAUCAAAUGGUUCAACAUGCCAUCGCCCAUCGACAGCAGGUUCUGAACCAGCAACCAUAUGCUCCACAAUACGCCGGUUCGAUGUACCAUCCCCAGCAGCCUCUUCAGCAGCCCAUGUAUAACCUGCCUGGAGCCAGCCAUACCUGGGAUGCCCUGCACCAAAUGAACCGCCCUGAUGAGCCGCGAAGGAGCUCUUGGUAUGGACAAAUUCCCCAGACCGCCGUACAAGGUCCGCCGAGCUACCAACAAAGCCAACAAUAUCCUCCUGGAGAAUACCCGAACAACUACAACGCCAUGCGCUACUAA